AUAUACAUGUACGCAAUGAAAAUCAACAUUGGCGCUACAUUACACGAACCAAAUCAUGCAAUAAUUUCAUUUAUUCUCUUCCGAUCCAAUACAACACAAUCCCUCUGAUUCCGUAUCCGCCGCCGGCGAUGGCCACCCUCUCCGAUCAUCGCCGCCGCAUGCUCCCGCCGGAGAACGUUGACGCGCAGCCAAUAACUUCGGACUCCGUCUCUAACAACCACCGCACCACUCAUCGGCGCGAUGCCGGAAAUAACGGCCUCCGGCAUCGCCUCGUUCGGCAAGAAUCUUUGCGCAGAAAUAUCGAACACGUCGCCGCGGAAACCUACUUGGUUUCUCGUCUCGCCUUCACGCUUCUUCGCUAUCUCGGGAUUGGUUACCGUUGGAUUACACAAUUACUUGCCCUAGGAUGUUAUGCCAUGCUACUUAUGCCCGGGUUUUUACAAGUUGCAUAUUACUAUUUCUUCACAAGCAAAGUAAAGCGAAGCAUUGUUUAUGGAGAUCAGCCUAGAAACAGGUUGGAUCUGUAUCUACCUGCCAAUAUUGGUGAACCUAAGCCAGUUUUGAUAUUUGUAACUGGGGGAGCAUGGAUUAUUGGGUAUAAAGCAUGGGGCUCCCUUUUAGGACUACAGUUGGCAGAAAGAGGCAUUAUGGUGGCAUGCAUUGAUUACAGAAAUUUUCCUCAAGGGACCAUCAGCGACAUGGUAAAUGAUACUUCGCGGGGAAUUUCCUUCAUCAUCAACAACAUAGCUAAUUAUGGAGGUGACCCUAAUAGGAUUUAUCUAAUGGGGCAAUCUGCUGGUGCUCAUAUUUCUUCUUGUGCUUUACUGGAGCAAGCAGCCAGAGAAUCGGAAAAAGAAGAUAGUGUUUCUUGGAGCAUUUCCCAGUUAAAAGCUUAUCUUGGUUUAUCUGGAGGAUACAACUUACUGGAUUUAGUGGAUCACUUCCACAAUCGUGGCUUGGAUCGUUCGAUUUUCUUAAGCAUAAUGGAAGGUGAAAAUUCUUUGAAGGAAUUUUCUCCUGAAAUCAAAAUUCAAGAUCCAUGCCUCAAAUCUUCCAUUCCUCACUUUCCCCCUGUAUAUCUGGUCCAUGGAACUGCAGAUUAUUCCAUACCAUCAGUUGCCAGUGAGCGGUUUGCGGAAGCUCUUAAGAAGGCAGGGGUAAGAGCUGAGUUGAUUUUAUACGAGGGGAAGACUCAUACAGAUUUGUUUCUCCAAGAUCCGCUCCGAGGUGGUAAAGAUGACCUAUUUGAUCUUGCAGUUGCCAUUAUGCAUUCCAAUGAUAGUGAUGCUCUUGCAAACGAUGCCAUUGCACCCCCAAGAAGACGGUUUGUUCCUGAGAUUUUAUUAAAGUUGGCUAGAAAGAUCAGUCCUUUCUAAGCUUGUAACUGUCAGGGAAAAUGUCAUCUCUAUAAGCUUGUAAGCAUAGUGAUUAGAAUUUUAUGAUUCCUGAUUCGAAUCCUACAUUCCGAUAAAAUUCAGCUACUUAUUGAUUCAUAUUAUUAAUAUUAGACGAAUCUCAAUUUUUGUAUCUUAUGGUACAUGAAUGAAUCUGCACAAUUUCAUAUCAUCAAUACAAAUCACAUGAUUCAA
This is a messenger RNA of Glycine soja, 1589 nucleotides long. RefSeq names its product probable isoprenylcysteine alpha-carbonyl methylesterase ICMEL2. Bases 129 to 1376 code for a protein of 415 amino acids. The transcript is spliced from 11 exons. Lineage: Eukaryota; Viridiplantae; Streptophyta; Magnoliopsida; Fabales; Fabaceae. The record is from RefSeq and is a predicted model, not a curated record.